Messenger RNA from Diabrotica balteata, 918 nucleotides. Lineage: Eukaryota; Metazoa; Arthropoda; Insecta; Coleoptera; Chrysomelidae. The record is from the annotation of a GenBank genome assembly.
AUGAACAGACUCUAUAAAAUCAUGAAUAUGACAAAGGCCAUCCAUGCAAAAAUGGAAAAUUUACCACCUAAUCUACAAAUUGAAGAUAGUGACGAUUCUGUUGCUCAUCCUGAUUACCUGCCUGAUUCAAGACGUAAUCAUAAUGUGGUAAGUAAUUAUUAUAAAGACCCAACUGAACAACAAGUACUAUUACCAAUAAUUCCACUACCUUGGAAGAUAGGAAAGACCAGUCCAUUAGAAAUUGAAUCUACAGAACGACCUAAGAGGGGUAGAAAAAUAAAAUUUGGAGAACACAACCGAUCUGAAAGAAAAUUAAGGAAAUACAAAAAUUUGCCAUAUACAAACAUAAAAAACAGGAAAGUAUUACCUAAAGCUAUAUCAUUGGGUGUGUGUACCGACGAACUCACUAGCAGGCAGCCUGGUAAUAUGUCACAUUCUCGCUGGACUACAACGACCAACCGCAUAUUAUGCCUUUACAUUGGAACCAUGGACUCAUCUGAAGAACUCCAGGAAUUAGUUGAUUAUAUCACGAAAGUCUACGCUCCCGUAUGGUUCCACAUCAAAGGGCAACUUUCAUGUGAAAUGGGUCCCAAACAUAUUUUUAAAUCAAUUCAAUACUCUAGAUGUUUAUCAGAUAAAGUGAAAACAGUUGUUGUUCCAGUAAUACAACGUAAUGCAUUUUUUGCCCAUCUGGAAAAUCUUUUGCUUGCUAUGAUUACAGACAACAGAGGUUUCGUUAAAGAAUUAGGUCUAAGACGUAUCAUAAAAGCAAGAAAGGAAUUACGUGAUAAGGUAAGAGUGUUUAAAGUUCCGAAACCAAAUUUCAAUACAACAGACUACAUUGAAGUGAUACACUGGGCCUCAAAAUUUCCCUGCCAUACUCAAGCAGUUGAACAUUGCGUAAAACUGGUAACUUAG